This is a messenger RNA of Psilocybe cubensis, 4077 nucleotides long. RefSeq lists its product as uncharacterized. The coding region runs from base 1 to 4077 and encodes 1358 amino acids. Lineage: Eukaryota; Fungi; Basidiomycota; Agaricomycetes; Agaricales; Agrocybaceae. The transcript is spliced from 10 exons. The record is from RefSeq and is a predicted model, not a curated record. Gene Ontology annotation, cellular component: proteasome regulatory particle, lid subcomplex; nuclear proteasome complex; cytoplasm.
AUGUCCCAAAGUUCUUCACUCGACAACGUAUUAAACAACAAACGACGCCGUUCUAGCAUCCGCGACGGUCUAAGCAUCUUCCGCACUUCCUCGAAAGAGAGCAUCAAGUCGAUCAAAUCGACGGGGAAAAACUUCUCAUCUUACUAUCCAUACACGGUCUACGAACAAACCAUGUCUCCCCUUAUUCUCCGUGAUCCUGAAGCUAUGAAGAAGCUCUUCGAAGUCAUUCUGGACUCUCCGAAUGGCAAACGCUCUCUAUCACGCCUGGCGCGCACAUGCAAAUCAUUUUCAGGUCCUGCUUUGGAUGUUCUCUGGAAGGAAUUGGAUUCAAUCGUUCCAAUUAUCGGACUAUUCCCAGGACAUUUGCUGAAGAAAACCAAAAAACCUGGUUUGGGACUGGCGAAGUUGCCCCGAGAUGAAGAUUGGCAAAACAUUAUCAAAUACAGUGAACGAAUCCAGCGAAUCGCCUACGAUGAAGCGUCCAAUGUUGUUGCUCCAUCUAUCUUUACCAUAUUCGAGGAAAACCGUCCCCAGAAUUUCAAUUACAUACUUCCCCGUCUUCAGGAACUUUCGUGGAAAGUUGAGACGCCAGCAGCCUUGGAACGUUGUGGAAUUUUCAUUCAUCCUCAACUUCAAAUCCUUAAUCUCGAGAUCUCCAACAAAUUCACGAAAAUCAACGAUUUUUUGGCUGACAUGUCAAGUAGAACCAAGCUGAAAGGAUUCUCAUUUAUAUCCCCUACCAAUUUGCCUGACGCCUUUACCGAACUUCUCCUUCGGCAAGAUGACCUUGAGAAGGUCGUUCUUGUCGCGCCAGGGGCCUUGUCUCCUGGAGUAGGUCGCUGGAUUGCCGCUUUGCCCAAGUUGAAGCAUCUCCAGUUGGACCUUACUGGACGUUCUGCUAUAGCCGUAGAAGGGUUUUUUGACGAGUUAAGUCCGCGAUCUGGAGACUCUACUCCGACAUCUAUUGGUUCCAGGGAUAGCGGCGUCUUCUCUGGCGAAGAACUCGAUUUUACGGAAAUUCGCAAAUCUGCUCUCCGACUCACAGGCGAUUUCUCCUCAAAGGGUUCCUUUACAAAACUUAGGAGGAUCCAACUCACUGGUGAGGUGGCCAACAUCGCCGUCUUUUUGAAGCACCUUGACAGCGACAUUACACAUCUCGACCUCGUUAUUGAGGAUCCUCCAGAUAAUGCGGAUUGGCAAGACCUUUCCGAAUUGAUUUGCGAUAAAUUUGCCGAUUCUCUCAAUUCUCUUCGAAUCUCCCCAACCCCAUCCGCCAAAUUUGCCGAUUUAGUUCGUGCCACUUCUAGGGCUGAGCCACCUUCUAAUAGGCUGUCCUUGGAACGAUUCAAUGGACUCUCGAAGCUUUCUCGACUUGAUAUCGACCUACCCGAGUCAGUCGUUUUUACCCCUGCAGACAUUGAUUGCCUUGCGAAAGCCUGCCCGAACCUAGAGUCAUUGAAAUUAUGUCCACUAUCGCGAUUCCCUCUGCCGCACAGUCCCAAGUUGACCCUGGAAUCUCUCGCACCUCUAAUGAAACACUGCAAACGCUUGCACACGUUGUCCGUGGUAGUCAACGCAAGUGCAGGCAGCGCAGGUGUUCUACAGGCUCGAGAAAUGUCUUCCAAAUCGCUUCUUCGUCUACAUGUUGGGCACUCGUGGGCAAACGAUCCUCUGCAAAUUGCUAUUUUGCUCAGUCACCUCAUGCCCAAUCUGGAGCUUCUGAAGUGGUUCCAGGAAAAGAACAGAGCCGGAUUUAUUGAGCAGCAUGCUAAGGCAUGGCAAAGUGUUUCGGAAACGCUCCCCCAUAUUCAGAAUUUGAGGGUGACAGAAAAAUCAUUCUUUCGCCAACCAGUGGUUGCGCCGAAACCCAUAACAGUCGAGAAAAGCAUUAACGCCACCGUUGCUACAACAAGCCGCGGCGUCCUUGCUAAAGUUUCUAUGUCUGAUGCAUCCACCCAAUUUUCCCCCACCCUCCAUGAUCAACAAGUGGAAGCAAAGACGGAGCUCUCAGAUGCGUCAAUUGAUGCUACGCCAUCCUAUGCGAAUGCAAGUGUCGACGCUGCACCCCUUUAUUCGUCCACUUCUGUUUCAGCCAUAGAAGCAUUGACCUCAAACGAUGCUGUUGAAUUUGCCGGUGGUUCAAGCUUUUACCGACCUCUUACUCGACUACCACAUCUCAAUUCACACCUUCCAUCCUUAUUCAAUCUUCUUUCUUUUGCCUACCGUUUUGUAUUAUGGCCCCUCUCGUUGACGUCACGCAUUUUCCAACUCAUUCCAUUCUUUUUCAACAAAUUCAACUCAAAACCGCAACCUUCUGUAUCCCUCCAAUCCUCUUCGUCUUCAUCGGAAGUGGAUGCAAACUCUGCGGACGAGGCUACGGACAUCAUUUCAUUGAAAACACUCCAACCAAAUCAUAUACCCAAAAAUAUGGAUAUAUAUGCAUAUGAAUAUGGUUAUGAAAUACAUGCAAUUCAUUCUCCCUCCGUGACUGCUGUGUCUAAGUCUAAAGCAGUUUCUAGCGAUACUCAUGCUCUUGUAAAUGAAGAUCCAAAAAUAGUUUCGAACCCUAGCACGUGGUGGGAUGAGGGACAAAUACUGUCAAAUAACACGGCGACGCGUCAGCGAGAUUGGAAUGCUCGAAUUCACAAUUCACCUGCUUGGAAGUAUACCAUGUCUGAUAACAAGAAACAAGAAAAAGAUUUCAAGCCUGAAGUGGACGAGCUGCUCCCACAGGCGGACGCCUUAAUCAAGUCUGGCAAACUUCAAGAUGGACUGGACAGGUUGUUCAGCUUGGAGAAGCAGACACGAAAUGCCGCCGAUCCCACUUCUACCACACGAUUAGCCACCGCAGCGUUACAACAUUGCUACGAUGCCAAAGACUAUGACCUUGUAAAUUCGACAAUUACGAUGCUCAGCAAGAAACACGGUCAAUUGAAGACAGUGAUUCAUUCUAUGGUCGAACUCGCUAUUUCAUGGCUUCCAGAAAUAAAGACCAAUGGCGGUUUGGAGAAGUGGCUUCAAUUGUUGGAAACCUUACGCAGUGUUACCGAAGGCAAAAUCUUCCUUGAAACACCGCGAGCUCGUGUCACUCGACUACUUUCGCAACACCACGAAGGUCUCAAAACUAAAGACUCACUGCAAACUGCGUCGGAUCUGCUUUCAGAGCUGCAGGUAGAAACCUAUUCGUCAAUGGAGCGAACGGAGAAGGUCGAGUUUAUUAUUGAACAAAUGCGACUGCUUACGGCUCUCGCGAAGCAAAAGGAUUUGGCGGUGGAGAAGAAAGAUGGCAAAGACUCCCUUGGGGGCGGUGAAGCGGAAUGGAUCAAGGUUCGUGUAGGCGGUCGAAAGGUCAAUGAAGACUUCCUGAAGCAGAAAGAGAACCAAGAGUUGAAAAUCAAAUAUUACAAUCUGAUGAUUACACAUGCACUCCAUCACAAUGCGUAUCUAGAUGUCGCUAAAUAUUAUCACAAAGUUUGGGAAACACCUUCUAUCAAGGAAGAUCCCGUGAAGGGGAAAGCUACAUUGGAACGCAUCGUCUAUUAUAUUGUUUUGGCGCCUCAUGAUAAUGAACAAUCCAAUAUGUUGCAUCAAAUACAUCUUGAUCCCGCUCUGGCGAACGAUGACUUGAAACUUCACUAUGGACUUGUUAAGGAGUUUGUGACGCCAGAAAUUUUGCCGUGGUCAAAAGUAUCUGAAAACUACGGUGGCUUCCUGCGGAAAACAGACGAGUUCAAGCAAGAUAAAUUAUGGGAAGACCUUCGUCUUCGUGUGAUUGAGCACAAUAUCCGUAUUACAGCCCAAUACUUCACUCGGAUCCAUCUCACUCGUUUGACGAAGUUUCUGGGUCUGCAAACCGUGAAAGAAACAGAGGAGAUCCUCACAAGACUCGUAAAUUCCGGUACUAUCUGGGCUAAAGUCGACCGUCCUGCAGGUAUCAUCAACUUCAGGAGCAAACGUAGUGCAGAAGAUGUUAUGAACGACUGGAGUUCUGAUAUGCAAAAGUUGCUCGGUCUGGUAGAAAAGAGUUGGAUGGGAAUGAACGCUGCACAGGCUGCACAAUCUCGCGUGAAAUCAUGA